UCCGCCUGCAGCCAGAUAACAGCCCCAACAGUUGGACCAAACACUAGCUAGUCCCCCACCGCAACUUGAUGGACACCAAAACACUCUAACGGUCUCCUCCACAGCCCCGAAACACUCUUUUCAUGUGUUUGGGAUAGUCAGCGGACUGAAGUUUGCGCUGAAAGUUCCAGUAGAUGUGUAGUACUAUAUGAAAGAAGUUGUUCAGAGAUACUGCCGAUAAAGAGGAAGGCUGUAGGGAGAGAAAGGAGGGACGCAGCUUUAACAGUUCCAGCGCGCAGCGGCGGUAAACAGCACCAUGAGCGUCCCGCUUUACGCACCGACUCCAAUCCAGCCGGCUCACCCGACACCAUUCUACAUCGAGGACAUUCUGGGGAGGACUGCCACCUCCACCACUAUCUCCUCGCCCUGUUCCUCUUCUUCUUCUUCUUCCUCCUCCUGCUCCACUCCGAUCAUUCCCACACCGACUCUCCCGUCGCCCAACUCCUCCUUCACAAGUCUCAUCUCGCCGUACAGGACGCAGAUUUAUGAACCCACACCGAUCCAUCCGGCACUGUCUCACCACGCCGCUGCUGCGUUGAGCGCGACGUACGCCUCCGCCGGGGCUUUCGCCGGCUCCAUCUACCCGUUCCACCACCACCAGCACCACCGCUCCAUGGGGGAGUACGCACAGGCGCUGCUGAGGCACGACCCUCUCGGGAAACCUCUGCUGUGGGCCCCCUUCAUACAGCGGCCCUUACAUAAAAGAAAGGGCGGCCAGGUCCGGUUCUCUAACGACCAGACGAUCGAGCUGGAGAAGAAGUUUGAGACGCAGAAAUACCUCUCUCCUCCGGAGAGGAAGCGACUGGCCAAGAUGCUGCAGCUCAGCGAGAGACAGGUUAAGACCUGGUUUCAAAAUCGACGAGCAAAGUGGCGAAGACUCAAACAGGAAAACCCUCAGGGAGGUAAGAGGGAGGUGGAGGAUGAGAGUCCCGCCGGGAGAAGUAAUAAAGGAGACGAGACGACCGAGCCUUCCGGGAUCCAGAACCCGGAGCAGAGACACACAGUCCCGGCCUCGGACCUGGCGCAGGCGGGCCGUUGCGUGCGCCCCGUGUCCCCGCAUCAGGCGCACACCGAGCUGGACUCUGACGUGUCCGAUGACACAGACCAGGAGCUGGACAUAGAGGAGGACGACGACGACUACACACUGAACCCAUAGUUGGGACACUGACACUGGAUGCACUCGGGGCGGCUGUGGCUCAGGCGGUAGAGCGAUCGGAGGGUUGGUGGUUCGAUCCCUGGCCCUGCAGUCUGUUGCUGAAUCGUCCUUGGGCACUGGACACUGAACCCCGAAUUGCUCCCGAUGCUGCGCCAUGCAUCGGUCUGUAAAUGUGUGUGAAUGUUAAUCUGAUCUCACACACCUCGUACGGCAGCCUCGGCCGCAGUGUAAUUCAAUGUGUGUGAUGAAUGUGAAUGUGUGUGGAUGGUAAACGGGGCCUGUAAUAUGUAAAAGCGCUUUGAGUAGUCGUUAAGACUGGGAAAGCGCUACAUACAGUCCGUAGCUACCUUUCCUCGGACAUUCGGAGCUGGAUGAUGAAGAUCAGCUGGAUGAUGGACUCCUCUGACACUUGAACCUGUUCAUUCACCUUCACUGCAGUCUUUUUACGCCAGGAUGCCAGACAGCUUGAUAGACUAGUUCCUGAUGUAAUAUUAAGGUAAAAAUCAGUCCCCGAAAACUACAACAUUUCACCAUCUCCCAGUGCCUUUCACUAUUGGACACUUUUCUGUUUGUAAAUAAUGCAUAUAGCACUCUGCUGUAUUUGUGUGGAUUGUGUCUGUGUUAUGUGUCGAUCACUGUAAAUGAACAGUAGACAUUAGUUUCAGGCCUACUGUAUGUCGUCUGGGAUGAUACACGUUCACAUAGUUAGUCUUUGGGCCGUUACCUUCAAUCAUGAUGUUCCAGUAAAUAAUCAAUGUAGCGCAAAUUAUGUUUUGUUGUGUGAUAUCUAAUAAACUAUUUUUGUGGUAAGAACACA
Molecule: messenger RNA, 2012 nt
Organism: Sander lucioperca (pikeperch)
Lineage: Eukaryota; Metazoa; Chordata; Actinopteri; Perciformes; Percidae
Gene: hhex
Product: hematopoietically expressed homeobox
Exons: 4
Coding region: 296-1195 (299 amino acids)
Biological process (GO): regulation of transcription by RNA polymerase II; cell differentiation
Molecular function (GO): DNA-binding transcription factor activity, RNA polymerase II-specific; RNA polymerase II cis-regulatory region sequence-specific DNA binding
Source: RefSeq, a predicted model, not a curated record